AUGCAAGCGCUGCAGACAGUGUUUUAUUUUGUGGGAGUGUGUUUACUGCUCUUCUUCAUGGUGUCUGAGCACCUCUUGCAAACCUGGAAUGUGAAACUGCACGCUGGGAGGCAGUGUAGCAGGUGGAUCUUAUAUGGCUCUGAAUGUGUUCAGAGGUAUUAAUGCAGAGAUGAAUUGACAGCUCUGCUUGAGCAGAGCGUUUGGCAACUCGUGUCUCACAGAGUGUUUAGGAGCUGGCAUUGCCCUGAUGCUAUCUCCUGCCCCCCCAGGAAAAUCUCUGGAGCUUACAAGGCUGAGACCUCUUUGGAGGGUAACAAGAAGAUGAUGGGCUUAAGGUUGCUCUAGACCACUGUAAAAAGGCUUGAGGACCCUUUGGAACUAAAGGAAAUCCUCUUUUUUCCAUCCUGUGCUCUCAGUCUCUCGUCAGUCCCGAACAAAAAAUCUGACACUGUCUGGCUCCAUCCCCUUUGCACCCUUCUCUCAAGUAUUUGUAUACAUUGAUCAGAUUUCUCUUAAAGCUGCUGAGUUGACAUGGUGUAUAGGUAUUCUCCAUACUUUCCAGCUGCCCUCUGAGCAGGACUGGCGUUUAGACCUGCAUUUUCAGAAAAGAGAAAGGGGAAUGGUGCUGUUACAGGAUGAGUGAUGUAUGCAUUUACAAACUUCAUGCAUCUAUUUAAGAGACAGCACUUGAUGGAGAUGAUUCAUAAGCAAUUCAUUUAAAAAAUGGAUUUAUGUUUUUCCGCUGUGCUUGCUGUCUACAGACUUAUCUAAGAUCCUGUCACACAGUGUUUUAGCUCUUUCACUCCAGCAAUAAGCAAUCCUCUCAGCUUGUUGCUUGUGUUUGAUUUUUCUAGUAGUUCAUAGGACUUGUGUCUUGAAGAAAGUGUAAUCUCUUUAUACUGGCUUAAGCACAAGAGAAUAUGAUUAAUGUAAAGUCAGGAGGACUGAAGCAAAUGACAGAGGUGCUGUUAAAGCUGGUACAAGCAAAUGUAAAGCAGUAAGAAGGGAAAGCCAGUAUUUUUUCCAAGCAGACUCUUGUUUUUUGGCAAGUAAAAUUCAGUUUUAAUGGUAAAGCAUUAUGCAGUAUAUUAGCAUUCUUUUAGUGUAUUUAGUAAACAUGUCACCUCUGUAACUGGAGAUUUAAUCACUGUAGCCUGUGGUAAAGCCUUUUGGAGAUGUGAGGAAGUGGUUUGGGUGAAUUUGUUACAAACUUAAAUUUAGGAGCUGUGGUGUUGCAGGCUUCCUGAUGAUUGCUGUAGAGUGUUCCUUCAUUUGUUAAGGAAAUAAAAAUGUACGUCAGCAUUUUUAUGAGCAACUCAUUAGGGAUGAGCACAACACUAAGAUGAUGAGCUGUCAUCUAUUGUUCCAGCUGACAAAUUAAGCCAUUCUUCUACUGAUAUGUGCAAGCCUUAUCCAAGUAUCCCUGCAGGCAGAAUUGCACAGCAUUCCACCCUCCUUAUCACAGCACUUGUCCCCCUUGUCUGUGAUGUUGAGAGAUUAACAAACUGUUAUUGUGGAUGGGGCUUAAAGAAAAAUGCCUCGUUCAGAAAAACUUGUAGACCUAAUAAAAAUUAAGCUGUAUCAUGCUGACUGACACCAAAGCCACAUAGUAUUUGGAAACUCUAAAAGCAGAAUGACAUUAUUAGGGGAAAAACGCUUAUUGUGCAUCAGUGUGCUCAGCCAGUAUCUGAAGUGGUAGUUAACUUAUGAUCUAUGAUUAUAGUUAUGUUGGAGUCUGUGGAGGUUAAUGGGCUUCUGCUGUCUGAAGGAACACUUUCAUUGAGAUGCCCCUGGUCACACAGGGUUGAAGAGGCCUGCUGACAGCCCUGCUUACAAGCCUUACUGGCACUUCAGGUGAGUCUUACUGUUGCACCUCGUACUCAAGUGCCCUCAGAGGGCGAUGCUGUCAGUAGGAUGAGUCGAGUUGUAAGACUGCAAUGGAUUUCCCAUGUUCUAUUGUCUCUUUUUGAUGGAGAAACUGAGAGGUGACUGAUCUUGAACAAAACUUUGUACCCCUGGUAUCUCCUCUGUGCAGACACUUCACGUGAAGGUGACUGAGUCCAAGUGGAUGACUAGGCAUCCAUCUGGGAGCUUUUCCAUGUUUAUCCCUACAAUCUAAACUUCAGCAUUAUGAAAAAAGCUCUGCAAAAGCUGUGUGGCAGCAUGGCUCACAGGAGAAUAAAAGGAGAUGGCCCUCUUAGCCUCCUGUAUGUUGUAGAGAGCAAAGUCUUCAAUGCCCUUCCUUGCCAGACAUUUUAUCUUUCAUUUGGCUGCUUGGUCUCCUCAUCGUUGCACGGUUUGUAAUACAGCUGUCAUGGUCUGCUGCUAUGAUAGAUGGCAGCAGUAGAUCUUUGUGCCUCUGUACUUAGAUCACCACUUGAGAAUGUGGAUAGGAAGGAGGCAAGAGGUGUCUUGUGCCUGCCCUGUGUGUGUUUGCAGCACGGCCCUGACCUUGCUGGGACUGGCUGGAUGAGCAGGACCAGGAAGGAGGAACUUGAAGUGGUGGCUGCUGGAACUAGAGCUGAGGGGUGUUUUAUAGGGGAAGGGUGUGAAGAGCACUGGUGGUGCGGGCCCUGCACUUUCCACUCCUGAAUGAAGUCCUAAUUGUAGUGUCUACUUUUUAAGGCCUUGCCUUCGGUGAUCACAGCAAUGGUAGGUGUAAAGGAAGCCCAGAAUGAGUAUGCAAGAGCAAUUGUGGUCUCUGUGCAUGUGUGAGGCAUUUUACAAACUUAAGAUCAAAUAAAAACGGGGGUUGGCCAGUUUUGUUUUCGUGGAUGUGUAUUUAUUGUUUAAAAGUUAAGCCUAUGAAUUUCCUUUUGAAAAGGAAAUUUGAUCAAAGGGUAGAAAUUGGUGGAUUGCAAUCAAUAUUGAUACCUUUGCAGUUAAAAAGCACCUUUUGGGUAGAAAUCCAGCAGCUAACCUGUUUUUAGAAACUUGGAGAAUUCAGAUAUACUAACUGGUGUUGAAACAGCUAAAGAGUGUGUUUCUCCAGAAUGGGCAGCCCUGGAUCUCAUUUGCUCCUUGCUGGAUUGUUUUGUCAGAUCUGAAAUGUGCUGGUGGUUCUCUGGUUGUUUGCAUGCCUUAAUAUGCAGAGGUAUUACAUUUCCCCUCUUUCAUUAUUCUGCCAAGGAAAUGCUAACAAAUCCUUCUCUUUUGCAGGACUUUUUUGGCUGUCCAUGGUACCCGAACUACUGCCCUGGUAUAUGUGUUCUUGUGAUGUUCUGGAUUUACUACCAGUGUCACACAGGAGGAACAGUGGCUGAGGGAAAUCAAGUUACAUGCUUAGUUUCAGAGAAUAUUCCGAGUUGGAAGAUACCCACAAUGGUCAUCAAAGUCUAACUCCUGACCCUGCACAGGACAACCUCAGUCAGAUAAGCAGCCUAUUUAACUACUGAAGCUCCAAGCAAUUUCUGUUUGUCAGCCAUGUGAUCAUUUUGUAGUAUUUAGGCUUGAUGGGGGAAAAACUGGUGCCUUGCAGGAAGCCUGUGGUCUGUCUUCUGGAGGAAGCCUUCAAAGAUAGCUGACCACUCUGAUGUAUUCUGAAAAAUGGCUUUUUAGCAGAAAACUUUGCUUAUGAGAGUAAAUGAGUUUUCUUCCAGAAGAGAUAUCUUAGUAGGAUUUUAAAAAAAUAAAUUUAUAUUCUCUUCAUGCUGAGAGAAAUAAUCAUUGAUUAGUGAAAUAGUCAUUGGUGUCAGUUCCUGAGAAAGCUACCUCCCAAAAGCCAAGCUAUGGGGCUGGCUGCUUGCUAUCAAAUCCCUUUGCUUUGGUAAACUGGUAUCUUAUUUUCUGUCUUCCUCCAAGUCUCUCAAAGUGUCUCUAUAUCCACAGCAAAUAGUUGGAUUUAUUAUUAUUAUUUAUCCUGGGCCAUCCAGCAUGGAUCUGAGUGUGUUUGAGGGGCUGGUCUAGUGAAGGGCUUUGGCUGGAACAGGUCACUGAGACCAUGUAGUUCUUACCAAGGGAUGAUAAAUGGGGUUAUACAUCUCUAAGGGUGAUGUCUGAUGGGGUUGCAAAUCUACAGAGGCACUUGACUUUAAUACCACUUGCUGAGUAACUUUUCUUUGAGUUCUGCAGAACAGCUCCAGCUUUCCAUCUGACACUGAAAAUAUAAUCAUUAUGCUAAAGAAAGAUGCUGUGUUAGUGUAUCUCACUAGAGGUGAAUUGAUGGUAGUUGCUUUUCUACUUAAAACAGCCUCUGCACACAGCUGUGCACCUAGGAAGCAUCCCUUUGGGGAGUACAUGUGACAUUUUGUCUUUGCAAGAAUGAUAUAUCAUAAAUGAAACUGGAGCUGCACUUCACUUCUCCACAUUGGUUGGAUACCUGCUAAUAGCUCCCAUGAUUGCUAAUGUUUCUCAGGGUUAAAAAUGGCUAUGGAGCCUAUCAGAAGCUGUAAAAGCAAAGGGAAUCUGCCUUACUGGAAUGUAAGAUCUGAAUCUCUCCAACUCCGCAGUGGCUCUGAUCCAUCUCAACUUACUGGCCCAAGCCCAAGAAGCAGUUUGUUCUUUCUGCAUAACACAGUAUUGUCAGGUUGCCCAGACCAUGAAAAUGUAACUUUUCACUUAAAAAAAAAUCCAAGCCUCCUCAGCAGCUGAAGUUAGUAUGUGUCUCCUUAAACUGAAAGGGAGCAUCUUUGAGCUGGAGUGGCCUGUGAUGAAGGCACAUGGGGUAAUUCUUGGGCAGUCGUUGUGCAGGGCUGAGUUAGACUUGAUGCUGCUUGUAGGUCCCUUCCAACUCAGAAUAUUCUGUUAGGAAAUGUUAUUUCUGUAUAGCUUGCACUGCUGUCUGCUUCAAACGUUUAUUUUUAGCAAAAUUUUAUUGGCUUGAUGUGUAGGAAAAAAUAAAGACAACAUAUUAGUAAAAUAAUUGCCAUAUCAGUGCAGCCUGUUGCUCCAAAGAAAGGUUUUUUGAUUGAAGAUCCAGUGCUGUCUCUCAAGGAUGUACAGAUGUGUUUCCCCUUCAUUAGAUUAGUACACACAUAAGGGAAAUGUUAAAAGAGCCACUAUUACUACAAAUUACUGUGUCCAGACACCCGCAGUUGCAAAAUUCACCUUGCUGGAAUCUAUUGCCCUAGCGUUGCUGGCCUGUCACUUGACAGAAGCAAGUUGCUCUUUCCCUCCCCUGGCCUGUUGACUUUAAAGAACUUGCUUUAACUACUCAGUGCCUUGCUUGUCUUAGAGGCCUCCAGAGGAAAAAUAAAAUUCACUUGUUGAUGUUCAGAGCUAGAAACCUCUUUACUCUCUUGGUCUGUGUGAGGUAAAAAUAAGAAAGAAUGAAAAAUAAGUAAAGGGUGAAAAUCUGUCUCGUGGCAGGUCGUUGCUGUCAGAUCUUUGCAUUGUUGGUGCAAUACAAUGGCAGGAGCACUGGAUCGUUACACGGGAGCUCUGUGGCUUUUCACUAGACAUUUAUACAGUUAAGUGAGGCUGUAGGGCCCAGAAUCAUUUUUACCCUUUGUGCAACAUAAUUUCAGGGAAAAUUUUCCUUCUCCUGGUUAUGAGUAGUAUUUCCUUCUUGGUGCUGUGUACAGAAGGGCAUCUAUGGCAUUAAUGCUUCUGUUCUGCAAUGCAGUAUUGUAUUCAAGAGUUAGUGCUCAGGUGAGAUGGAGGCAGUAUCUGCUGCUCUCUUCUCCACUCUCUGCCUUAAUGUCACUCUGAAAUGGGACAUGUCCUGCUGCUCUGGGAAUGUCCUGUCUGGGACCAAAACGUUGGUCAAAGCCAGGGUGAGAGGAAGUAACAAAUAAUGGUAUUUGCUGGCUCUCUCAUCUAUUGAUCAACUGUGACUUUUAUCAGGGACCUGCAUCUCUAAUUUCUCUGAUAGUGAAUACAGCCUGUGAGCCUGAGGCAGGCUGUCUGCAUCUCCUGUCUUUAAGAUGCUCUGCAAGUGCCUCUGACUGUACAGAGCUAAGUGAGCCCAUGUCUGUGGUGUGACCUGGCCUACAGCACAUCCCAGGUUUCUGGUUGGGGGUGGGGAAGGACCAUGUGUCUGCACUGUGUUUCUUCUGAACAACUGCAUUGGGAAGGGCUGGCAUCCAACAGUUACAGCAUCAGAAUCUAUUCACAUGGGAUGGCACAGGUUAAAUCAGGAGCUGAUACCUCAGCAUAUAAGGCAUACAUGCCAUACAGCAUGUACAUGUCUGCAUUUGUUAUGGGAUAUCCCAAAACCACAGAUGGUUUAGCAGCUGGGAUUGUUCCCUGAAUUCUAAUCCUGGAGGGGAGGCAGGAUGCAGUAAAGAAGAAUAUGAGGAUAAAUUAAUUUCCUGUGGGCAUUGAAAAAGACAGGUUCUUUUGGAGAACUAUGUAUCUGUAGAGGGAGAAGGAGUUUCAAGGGAGAGACAAGGACAUAGUACUCCCACAGCAACCUUUUUAAUCGGGUUCCCUAAGCAGGAGAUGAACACGGACCUGAGCUGUGUGACGUAUUCCUAUGUGUCUGUGUUGGGGCCAAAAAGGAGCUGGUACCUGAGAGGCAGGGCAGAGGCUGUUCUUGCCACCUCUCCAAGAUGCAGCAAAGCAUGAAGGCAGGCAGAAUUGUAUGCUCUCACUUUGAUCAGCAGUGGCCCUUUAAGGCAGAGCAAGGCGUGCAGUGUGGACACUGCCCAGUCCAAACCCAGCAGCCACGUGAACUCUCCCCAGGUGGGCAGUGCCAGGCUGGCACAGCAAGGCCCCCUCACCCUCCCCAAUGACAGAGGGAGUCUGAUUGAACUUGCUGGCUCCCACUCACUCUGCCCCAAUUUUCCUCAGGACAAAUGAGAAGAACCUGUCUCCAAGUGCAAGAUUUUGGGAAUAUGUGUCAGAGAUGCCUGUCAGUAAAACAUCCGUCUUGCCCUAAUUUCUGCAUGGAGUGCUGCAAUGUCGAGUGAAAUAACCUUCCAAGCUGGCUCUGGUGCAGAGGCAGACUCGGAUGCUCUGGACAUCAGCACCAAAGUGCAGCUGUACGGUGUGCUCUGGAAGAGACCCUUUGGGAGGCAGUCAGCCAAAUGGUCCAGGAGGUUCUUCAUCAUUAAGGAAAGCUUCCUGCUGUACUAUGCUGAGAGUGAGAAGAAGAGUUUUGAAAGCAAUAAAUACUUCAAUAUCCAUCCGAAGGGUGUCAUACCCCUGGGAGGCUGCAUUGUGGAGCCCAAAGAAGAGGCCAACAUGCCUUAUGCCAUAAAGAUCUCUCAUGAAGACUUCCAUGGUAACAUUGUUCUAGCAGCCGAAUCAGAGUUUGAGCAGGCUCAGUGGCUGGAGAUGCUACAGGAGUCUGGAAAAGUGACCUGGAAGAAUGCCCAGCUAGGGGAAGCCAUGAUCGAGAGCCUGGAAGCUCAAGGACUGCAGCUGGCCAAGGAGAAACAGGAAUAUUUAGAUAAACUAAUGGAAGAAACAGAGGAGCUAUGUCUGCAGAGGGAGCAAAAAGAGGAACUGGAGCGUCUGAACCAGAUGCUGGAAGCAGAGAAGCAGCGCUUUGAGGAGGUGGUGCGGGAGCUGCGGCUGGAGCAGGAGGAGAUCCGGCGGGAGCUGGAGCUCACAGCCCGCUCCCUCAAAGGAGUGGAGGAAGAGAAGAAAGAGUUGAGAAGCCUGACAGAGUCCUUACAGAACACCCUGGAGGAGCUCUCCCUGGAAAAACAACAAAUGCUGGAGAUGCUAGAAGAAAAUGAGAGCCAGGUCCCACCUCCAACCAGCCCCAGCAAGGAGCAAAGCCCCAUCUGGGGACUGCACUGCAGCCUGCGACAGAUUGAAGAGAAGAUGCAGCAACUUCUGCAGGAGAAACUCCUGGCAGAGAAAAGGAUGAAGGAGAAUGAGGAGCGGUCUCGAGCGCUGGAGGAGGAGCGCGAGUUUUACUCUUCCCAGUCGCAGGCGCUGCAGAACUCGCUCUUGGAGCUGACUGCAGAGAAACAGCAGGCAGAGAGAGACCUCAAGGCUGAAGUGAAGGUACGCAUGGAUCUGGAGAAGAGGCUGAGAGAGGCUGAGGAAGCCUUGCAGAGCUUGGAGCAAGGCUUAAAUUCCCUGAAUUGCAACAAGGAGAAAGAGAAGAAGAUGAAAGCAGAUGUCAGUAACUUGAGAAAGUUCUUUGAGGAGUGCAUCCGCAAUGCUGAGCUGGAGGCCAAGAUGCCCGUGAUCAUGAAGAACUCCGUGUACAUCCACAAGGCUGCCACUCGCCGCAUAAAGAGCUGCCGCUUCCGCUGCCGGAGAGCCAGCGCCUCCUGGAAUGACAUGAAACAGUCACAGUCCUUCAUCUUCUCACCUGCAGAAGCUGAAAAUAUUGAAGAGCUGAAAGAAGCAGCCAAAAGACUGAGCCGGGACCAGCGCUUUAGGAAAACUAUCUAUCAAAUCAUGAGGUCACAAAAGGAUUCUGCUUCAGGGGACAAAAAGUGACUCUUUUUGGGAGGGGGCUUCUGAGAGUAACCUGCCAUUCAGCUCUGCAAAAGUACAGCCUUGGGCACUAGGCUCAGAAGGGAGAUGUGGCAUUUGGUGGGCAAGGUGGGGGAGAGUUGUGUGUAGGGAAUCCCUUGAGUUACUGGCUUUGCUUUAGUUUGAGUGCUCCCUGCAGCCUGGCAGACCUUCUCUGCUGAUCUCUCCAAACCCGUUUGCUUCAGCUGCUUACGCUCAGCCAUGUUUGGCCAAGAUGCCACAGUCGGUGUUCAAGUGAACCAGAGACCAUAGCUUAGGAAGUGCCUCUCCUUUCCUUUCCUUUCCUUCCCUGUCUGGUCUGUCUGCCAAACACAAGUGCUUCUGAGGAAACCUUUAGCAGCCUAUGUUCCAGCUAUAUAAUCUCCUCAGCUGAGCACAGCUCACCCUGUUCUGCCUGAUCCCCUCUAGGAGCUGCACACCCUCAGUAAAUCAGCACUUCGGUGGGGCACAUGUCCUGAAGACUGCAGCAGUCCCAGCCUCCCAAGCACAGGCAAAAGUAUCAAACACAGGGCCAAACUUUUUGUCUUGAUGCUACAUAAUUUCAAGCAAACAGCAACAACACAAGGUGAAGACAACAGGAGGAUGCUGUGGAUUUGGGUCCAAGGAGGAUCAUGUACAGAGAAGAGCUUAUAGGUAACUCAAUGGCAUCCAUGCAAGCUGGAGGGAGGGUUCUGUUGUGUUGAUGGUGGGCAGAACAUUCCAGGGCCACCUUUGCACAUUUUUUUGCACUGGGACAUCUAGCUGUGUCAGAACUAGGGAAUGUAUUAGCUCUUGGCUGUCUAUUCCUCAGUGUGAAGAAGACUUUGACUCAGUUUUGACGGCUUCCUCAACACCUCUGUGAGGUGAGUUGGAGGGCAGGAGGGUGAAGACUGUCCAGCAACAAAACCCACUGCCACUUCAGGCAAGCUGCAAGGGCUGUGGAAGAGGAGUCCAGGAGAGGAGUCACUUUGUUGUGGAACCCCUUGCAGCCUCCCCCACGUAUUUUAAGCAAGCAGUUGGCUAAUAAUUACCCAUGCUGUAGAAGCAGCACUGCCUGGUGCUUACAGACCACAGGAUAAGCAUGCUCAGAGGGACACCCUGUUUUCUCCUGCCUAUUAAUUGGGAAAUUAAGAAAUAGACGAUACAAAGCUGAAUAAAGUAAGCAGCAGAAGUACAGUUAGGGGUUAGGGGGUGAUAAAGUACAGAUUUACUGUACCUUUCCUGGCAUCAGGACCCCUGGGUAUUAUGUAUGUCCAGUGACACACAGGUGGUUGCUUGCUACUGUCCCAUCCAGACUGUGACAGUGUCCACUUAUAGCCUUUGGCUUCUGGCCACUUACAUAAUUCCCUACCAAUUUAGUGUUGUUCCUAGGGAGAAGUCAAGGAUGAGGCUGGGAAGCAAGCCUUGGCUUACCAGCCAGAGGAGAGUGGUUAAAGCUGGGUAGAGGAACAUCCUGUGACAAUGUGAUGCUCCUGGAUGGAAUCACUCUAGUGUGACCAGAGGAAAAGCUUUGAAAACACAGCCUGUACUUCCCAUUUCAGUCAGUUACUGACUAGUAUCCUUCUGCCAGGCAUUGGGAGGUUUCAUCCAAUCAGAAGGUCCAGCUCUGAAGGAGGAUGUUUUUGUGAUAAUAGGUGAUACGGUAGGAGAAGAUUGUUUCCAUCCUUCCUUAGCGUACCUGAUCCUUCUGUGCUUUAUCUACUUGUGUUUAUAUGCUAGAAAGCCACAAAUGAAUUCUUGCUCCUACAAGGCUGAAGGGCUGUGAUAAAGAAGCAAUACAGAAAUAUUUUUUUUUUCCUUGAUGCUGCUCCCAGAUAAUCUCUAGCUAUUUUCCAGUUACAAGGUCUAUAUUAGGUGAUGCUGGAAGGAACAGAAUAAAGGAUAGCUAGGGAAUGCAUCUGUAAUUCAGGCAGGUAGAAAAAUCACCCUGUGGCCUGUGAAUACAGUAUUUUUAUUCUAUUACCAUCAAAGCCACAAUCUCUGAUUCUUCAGAAGUAUUGUAUGCAGGAGGUAGUCACAUCAGGUCUUCCUUUACUGUGCAUAUUGACAGCAAUAAGUAAAUAAAAGUUAUGCUGACACUAGAA
Melospiza melodia melodia is the source of this 10442-nucleotide messenger RNA. It is a transcript of the gene PLEKHD1, whose product is annotated as pleckstrin homology and coiled-coil domain containing D1. The record is from RefSeq and is a predicted model, not a curated record. NCBI's taxonomy places the organism in Eukaryota, Metazoa, Chordata, Aves, Passeriformes, Passerellidae. The coding region runs from base 6841 to 8343 and encodes 500 amino acids. The transcript has 14 exons.